AUGAUAUCAACACCUUCAUACGACGAAGACGGUCGUGAUCAUGAGUAUUUUCGAUCUAUAUGCUUAAUCUUAAUGAUACUCAGUUUUAUUUUUCUCUUUGUUGGAGUGCUUGGAAAUACAGCGGUCAUCUUUUACAACAUAUGUCUAAACAACGAGCGAACGCUUAGCAGCUGGCUGGUAACGAAUCUUGCUAUUGCUGAUCUUUUGGUCUGCCUCACAAUUUAUCCAAAGACGAUUAUUCGGUACUUUCUAGUUCAUAAGAAAUAUGACGACGUUUUUCACAAGUUCAGUAACUCCACUCUUCAUUUCUCCCUGUUUCUUUCAACGACGUUGUUACUGUCCAUCACCGUUGAUAGAUACGUGUUUAUAGCGAAGCCUCUGAGAUACCCAAUCAUGGUGACAACGCGAAGAGUUAAGGCGGUCCUUUGUGUCAUUUGGUUAACUGCCACGGUACAGCUUCCAAUCGUGUAUAUUUUCAGCAAAGAACAUUCAAAACUGGAGAUUGAUUUUGUUCGGUCAAAUGCAAUAGAUCUAUUUCUGCUCUCAAGGGUUAUUUUGCUGUCAAUUCCCAUUGAUGUCACAGCGAUUCUCAACUACAAACUGUUAAAGAUUGUUCAAAGGAAAUGGAGAAUUCCAAGAAAAAUGAUGCAUCCUGAGCAAGAAGACCAUGAACAAAUGCCAAAACGCAAUGUAGCCUGGUUACGUGAGCUCUUGAAGCAAAUGAAGGCAAUAAAAACAUUCACAAUUAUAUUCGGAGUUCUGACAAUUUGUUUCCUGCCCUAUUUUGUUGUGAUGACGCUAUG
Dendronephthya gigantea is the source of this 803-nucleotide messenger RNA. RefSeq names its product alpha-1A adrenergic receptor-like. The annotation marks the transcript as partial. Gene Ontology annotation, biological process: G protein-coupled receptor signaling pathway. The record is from RefSeq and is a predicted model, not a curated record. Gene Ontology annotation, cellular component: membrane. The transcript has a single exon. Gene Ontology annotation, molecular function: trace-amine receptor activity. Lineage: Eukaryota; Metazoa; Cnidaria; Anthozoa; Malacalcyonacea; Nephtheidae.